Molecule: messenger RNA, 785 nt
Organism: Halteromyces radiatus
Lineage: Eukaryota; Fungi; Mucoromycota; Mucoromycetes; Mucorales; Cunninghamellaceae
Product: NAD(P)H:quinone oxidoreductase, type IV
Exons: 4
Coding region: 30-644 (204 amino acids)
Molecular function (GO): FMN binding; NAD(P)H dehydrogenase (quinone) activity
Source: RefSeq, a predicted model, not a curated record
AUACAAACAACUAUUUCUUAUUACAAAACAUGGCUCCCAAAGUUAAUAUUAUUAUCUACACCUUGUACCAUCACAUUUAUACCUUAGCCUUGAGUGUUGAACAAGGUCUUAAGGAAGCUGGUAUUGACGCCAAGAUUCUUCAAGUACCUGAAACUCUUUCUGAAGAAAUUCUUACAAAGAUGCAUGCUCCUCCCAAACCUGAUGUUCCUAUUGCCACUCUUGAAGAUUUGACUGAAGCUGACGGUCUUAUCUUUGGUUUUGGUACUCGUUUUGGUACCAUGCCUGCUCAAUUCAAGGCUUUCCUUGACUCCACUGGUCAACUCUGGGCUGGUGGUAAGUUGGCUGGUAAAUUUGGUGGUCUUUUCUUCUCAACAGCUGGUCAACAUGGUGGUCAAGAAACAACUGCUUUCACCACUAUUACUUUCCUUGCUCAUCAUGGUAUGAUCUAUGUUCCUCUUGGUUUCGCCAACCCUCACUUGUUCGACAAUAGUGAAGUUGUUGGUGGUUCUGCUUGGGGUGCUGGUACUGUUGCUAAUGGUGAUGGUUCUCGUAAGGUCUCUGAUAAGGAAAAGGAAAUUGCUGUCACUCAAGGAAAGAACUUUGGUGGUGUUGUCAAGACCUUCGUCGCUGGUAAAUCCGAAUAAAUCUUAAUUUGAUUGUAUAUUUCUGGCGAUGCUUGGAUGUAGUUUUAGCUUACUCUUUUAUAUAUAUAUAUAUGCAUAUAUAUUAUUUGUGGUCAAUAAAGAUAUCAUGUUGAUUUUAUGAAUCAUACAAAAAUAAAUAAA